UCCGCUUCCACGUGAUGCUGGUGUCUCCGAGGCGUUUGCAUGUGGAUUGCCUUCUCUCCCGUUUCAGCCACCACCGAGACUAGAGUCCCGCGUCCCGGGCCGGACUCUGCCUUGUGACGUGCUGAGCCUUAACCAAAAGGAGGGCAUGGCCCCUGUGCUUCUGACUGCCCAGACCCAGCAGGAAUCAGUUACAUUCAAUGAUGUUGCUGUGGAAUUUACUUGUGAGGAAUGGAGACACCUGGCCCCUCCUCAGAAAGAGUUGUACAGAGAUGUGAUGCUGGAGAACUAUAGGAAUCUAGUCCGCCUUGGACUUGCAGUUUCCAAGCCAGAUGUGAUCUCCCAGUUGGAGCGAAGGGAAGCACCCUGGACACCAGGAGGGACCCAGAGAAGUAGCUGUCCAGAUUGGGAGGCUACUCAUGAAACUAAGGAGUUUGCGCUAAAGCUGGGGAUUGCAAUAGAAGAAUCAUCCCAGGAGAGAGGCAUGGGGGAGGUUCUCCAUUUAUCCACCUUGGAAGAAACCUGGGAAGAUGAUGAUACUACAUUAGAAAGCGAGCAGAACAAUGAAGAAAAACGUUUUUGGAAUGUAAAAAUAGUUCAAAAGAAAGGUGCAAAUAAGUCAAGAAGUUACAAAUAUGACAGAAGCUUCAGUCUAGGGCACGUUUCUUAUGUGCGACAGAGAUCGUCUUUAGGAAUGAGCCUCCUUAAACGAGAUACAAAAAGAAAGCACUUCAGACUUUCUACAGACCUAAGAAAAUAUAAUAGAAUGUAUUCAAAGAAGAUAUUUUCCAAAUAUAAUGACUAUGGGAAAUUCUUUAAACAUAAUGCAGACUUUACUGAACAUCAUAGGCUGCAUGAUGAAGAAAAACGUUAUCAAUGUAAUGAAUGUGGUAAAGCCUUCAGCCAGAGAGCCAGUCUUAUUCAACAUCAUAGAAUUCAUACUGGAGAGAAACCUUUUGAAUGUAAUGUGUGUGGGAAGGCUUUCCGCCAGAGCACUGGACUUAAUCAACACCAGACAGUUCAUACUGGAGAGAAACGUUAUGAGUGUAAUGAAUGUGGAAAGGCCUUCCGCCUGAGAAAACAGCUGAUUCAGCAUUAUAGAAUUCAUACUGGAGAAAAACCUUAUGAGUGUAAUGAAUGCGGGAAAGCCUUCCGCCAGAGCUCGCAACUUACUCAACAUCAGACAAUUCAUACUGGAGAGAAGCCAUAUGAAUGUGCUGAAUGUGGGAAGGCCUUCCGCCUGAGAACAUUACUUAUUCAACAUCAUAAAAUUCAUACUGGAAAGAAACCUUAUAGAUGUAAUGAGUGUGGGAAGGCCUUCCGCCUCAGUUCACAGCUUAUUCAACAUCAGACAGUUCAUAAUGGAAAGGAACCUUAUGUAUGUAAUGUAUGUGGAAAGGCCUUUCAUCAGAGAGCUCAACUUAAUCAACACCAGACAGUCCAUUUUGGGGAGAAGCCUUAUGAAUGUAAUGAAUGUGGGAAGACCUUUCGCAAUAGUACAUGCCUUAUUCAACAUCAGACAAUUCAUACUGGGGAGAAACCUUAUGAAUGUCGUGAGUGUGGAAAAGCCUUCAGAUUGAGCUCUUAUCUUACACGGCAUCAGAGAAUUCAUACUGGAGAGAAGCCUUAUAAAUGUGAUCAGUGUGGGAAGGCUUUCUGCCAGAGCUCACAGCUUACUCAACAUCAGACCAUUCAUACUGGAGAGAAACCUUAUGCAUGUAAUGAAUGUGGGAAGGCCUUUAGUCAGAAAACAGAACUUACCAGGCAUCAGACAAUUCAUACUGGAGAGAAACCUUAUGCCUGUAAUGAAUGUGGGAAGGCUUUCCGCCGGAAAGCAGGACUUGUUGAGCAUAAGAUAAUUCACACUGGAGAGAAAACUCAUAGAUGUAAUGAAUGUGGGAAGGCCUUUCGCUGGAAGACAGGACUUACUAUUCAUCAGAAAAUUCAUAGUGGAGAAAAGCAGUAUGAAUGUAAUGAAUGUGGCAGUGCUUUCCGCCUGAAAAGACAGCUUACUCAACAUCAAAGGCUUCAUACUGGUGACAAACUUUGUGAAUGCGAUCAAUGUGGGAUGGUGUUUAGCCAGAGUAGAAACCUUAUUCGACAUCAGAGAAUCCAUAGUGGAGAAAAACCUUAUGAAUGUAAUGAAUGUGGGAAGGCCUUCCGUUUGAAAGCACGGCUUACUAAACAUCUGACAGUUCAUACUGGUGAGAAACAUUUUGAAUGUAGUGAAUGUGGGAAGGCCUUCCGCCAGAAGACACAUCUUACUGAACAUCAGACAAUUCACAGUGGUGAGAAGCCAUUUGAAUGUAAUGAAUGUGGGAAGGCCUUCCGCUUGAGAACACAGCUUAUUCAACAUCAUAGAAUCCAUACUGGUGAGAAACCAUUUGAGUGUAAUGUAUGUGGCAAGGCUUUCAGUCACAGGACAGAACGUAAUCGACAUUAUAGAAUUCAUACUGGAGAGAAACGUUAUGAAUGUAAUGAAUGUGGGAGGGCCUUCCGCUUGAGCACACACCUUACACGGCAUAAGAGAAUUCAUACUGGUGAGAAACCUUAUGAAUGCAAUGAAUGUGAAAUGGCCUUCCGCCUGAAAGCACAACUUACUCAUCAUCAGAGAAUUCAUACUAGAGAGAACCUUUAAGAAGGUUAUCAUUUAGGAAAGGCUUUCUUCUGAAACAAACAAUAUUAAUACAGAACAAAAAAAGCUUGUCUAUGUUAUUAAUAUAGAAUGUCUUUUAGCGAGAUAACUUAUGAAAUAGUAAGAAUUUCUUGCUCAGAAGCCAUAUGAAUAUAAGGAAAGGCAUAAAAGAACUGAACAAAAGGGAAACUCCAUAGGUGAAACAGAUUGUUUUCUGUUUUCCCAUAGCAGUGGGACCUUUUUCUUUCUCUUCAAAGCCCUCUCCAAGUUCUUCCCCAAACCCCAGUACUUCAGUUGAUUUAGAUUUUUUAUUAACUUAGACAUUUACAUCAUGGAACUUCAGCUUCAUCUACAAUUCAGCAAGUAUGAAUUCUUCACUUUCUGUCAAACUCCCUGCAAAAUUUCAUUUAGAAUAAAAAGGUCCAUUUUCCAUUGG
This is a messenger RNA of Trichosurus vulpecula (common brushtail), 3068 nucleotides long. Its product is annotated as zinc finger protein 420-like. Gene Ontology annotation, molecular function: RNA polymerase II transcription regulatory region sequence-specific DNA binding; DNA-binding transcription factor activity, RNA polymerase II-specific. Gene Ontology annotation, cellular component: nucleus. NCBI's taxonomy places the organism in Eukaryota, Metazoa, Chordata, Mammalia, Diprotodontia, Phalangeridae. Bases 146 to 2635 code for a protein of 829 amino acids. The transcript is spliced from 5 exons. The record is from RefSeq and is a predicted model, not a curated record. Gene Ontology annotation, biological process: regulation of transcription by RNA polymerase II.